Molecule: messenger RNA, 468 nt
Organism: Lactuca saligna
Lineage: Eukaryota; Viridiplantae; Streptophyta; Magnoliopsida; Asterales; Asteraceae
Source: the annotation of a GenBank genome assembly
AUGAAGAGGGCAAAGCUUGAUAAAACACAUAAUACAAAAAAGGCAAAGCUUAAUAAAACAGAUACACAUUCUGCAACUGAUGUAGAACUUGAAGAAGAAGCUGAUGACAUUGAUGUUGUGGAGGUAGAUGUUAAAGUAGAGGGUGAAGAAGAUCAUGUAAAAAUGGAAAGGGAAAGGUGGUCUAAGGUAUGGAAGUAUUAUACUAGACUUCCAAUUGGUGCAGAUGGUAGGGAAAGGGCUGAAUGUGAUAAGUGCAAAAAAAGAUACAUUUGUGAAACAAAAAAUGGAACAGGUAGCUUGAGAAAUCACAUUGCAAAGUGUCCAAGAAGGGACAAAAGUGACAUAGCACAAUUCAGUUUUGCAAAAUCAGGUGAUGAAGAGUUAUGUUUACAAGAUCUUACCGAAGAUGUUAUGAAGUUUGAUAACAAUGCUAAUGGUACACAUGAAGAAAUGGAGUCACAAGCUUGA